UUGUUUAUAUUCAAUAUUUAUAGAAUGUCCCUUUUCUGUUCAGACAGAAAAUGUCUUGAAUAUGCAUACACAUGGUUGAUAUGUUCCAAGGAGUGCAUGAGUUUGUAGUUUUGCAUUUAAAAGAAGCAUACGAAAGUGAGGAAUUCAGAAUUGGAUAUACAGGAAAAGUCUGAUUUUUUACUUGUGAUUAGGCACUCGGCAUGAUAUCUGUUGAUAGUUUUGCAUUUGCUACACUUUUAGGAACCUCUUUCGUGUCAACAAUAUUGAACAUGAAUGUCCUCUUGUGGUUGCCUUAUGUUAGUAGUGGCACAAAAUUAUAGUCGUACCCCGGCUAACUACUAUGUGUUAUUCUUUGUAGUGGAGCAGCGGAAACAGCCCAAUUUAAGAGGUUUACCCUCUGCUGUGGUACAAUAUAACUCCUGGAAAGGUGGGGGCUUGAUUGCUGUUAGCUAUGAGGCCCGUAAAUAUGGUGUGAAGCGUUCAAUGCGAGGAGAUGAGGCAAAGCAAGUCUGCCCACAAAUUCAGUUGGUCAAAGUCCCGGUCGCUCGUGGUAAAGCUGAUCUGAACACUUACCGCAAUGCGGGUUCAGAGGUGGUUUCUGUUCUUGCAAGGAAGGGUCGAUGUGAGAGGGCUUCUAUUGAUGAAGUGUAUCUUGACCUUACUGAUGCAGCAGAAACAAUGUUAGCAGAAAAUCCUCCAGAGAGCUUGGAAGUAAUUGAUGAGGAAGCUGUUAAGUCACACAUUUUGGGACUUAAUAAUGAGGAUGGAAAUGAUGCCAAAGAAAAUGUGAGGGAAUGGCUUUGUAGGAGUGAUGCUGAUCGCCGUGAUAAGCUACUGGCUUGUGGGGCCUUGAUUGUUGCAGAACUUAGGAUGCAAGUGUUGAGGGAGACUGAAUUUACAUGUUCUGCUGGCGUUGCUCAUAAUAAGAUGCUGGCCAAACAUGCAAGUGCUAUGAAUAAACCUGCACAACAAACUGUUGUUCCCUUCUCAUCUGUGAAAGGAUUACUUGAGUCUUUGCCAAUUAAGAAAAUGAAACAGCUUGGAGGAAAGCUUGGAACUGCUUUACAAAGUGACUUGGGUGUGAACACUGUUGGUGAUCUGCUGCAAUUUUCAGAAGAGAAGCUACAAGAGCAUUAUGGCAUCAACACAGGUACUUGGUUAUGGAAUAUUGCAAGAGGAAUCAGUAGGGAAGAAGUUCAGGGGCGCCUUCUUCCCAAGAGUCAUGGUUCUGGGAAGACAUUUCCUGGUCCUCGGGCUCUGAAGACAAUUUCUUCUGUUCAACACUGGCUCAAUGAACUUUGUGAAGAACUUGGUGAACGCCUUCGCUCCGACUUGGAUCAAAAUAAACGGAUUGCUCACACACUAACUCUGCAUGCUAGAGCAUACAAAUCCAAUGACUCAGAUUCACAUAAGAAGUUCCCUUCCAAGUCUUGUCCCCUAAGGUAUGGGACUGUCAAGAUCCAAGAAGAUGCCCUCAACUUAUUUCAAGCUGGACUACGUGAAUAUGUGGGCUCAUACAAAUCUAAGACUCAAGGAAGUCAAUACAAUGGUUGGGGUAUAACAUCCCUUUCUGUUUCAGCGAGUAAAAUCGUUGCCAUACCAUCUGGAACAUCUUCAAUUAUGAAAUACUUUCAUGGCCAGUACUCAUCCAACUCUUUGUCAAAGCAAUCACAGGAUAACUUCAUCCAUGAUGCUGCACCCUUGUCACCCUCAGGAAGUGAAAGCUAUUCGGAUUUGAUUUUAACUGAGCCACAGAUUGAGUUCCAUGGAGAAGAAACUAAGAUUAAGUAUGAUGUUACUAGUCUGGAUGAACAGGAAGACAAAAAGAAUAUUUGGAAAGAACAGGAUCCAUCUUGUUUGUCACCACAACGGAUGCAAAAUGGUAUUAUCCAAGAAACUCCGCAGUCGUUGCCUUCAGGUAUUUGUCUAGGAGGUGCAAGUGGUUUAGAGAUUAUAAGUCAAAGUGAGCAACAAAGAGAAAUCCCUGAGGAAGAACCUGGGGUUAAAUAUUCCGUGCCUAGUUUUGAUCAAGUUGUGCAGAAAAGAAACACAUCAAAAGAGAAGGGAGCAACUUCAAUAUUGAGGUUCUUUAAGAGUUGUGAUCCCUCUUGUUCCUCAAGGAAGCAGGAGCAUGUUGAAGCUGUCCAAAAUGUUGAAGCAGCAUCAUCUGUCGGCUUUCAGUCUACAAGUAGUAUACGAUCAGACCCAAAUCAAGUCGAACCAAAAGAAAUUGUUCUUGAGGUGACCGGGACUAACAGUAGCAGGUCUAGUUCAGCUCAUAUUGAACAACAAAGGGAAGCAUGGGGUUACAAAGUUGAUGAGAUUGAUCCCUCUGUGGUUGAUGAAUUACCACCAGAUAUUCAGGAAGAAGUUCGGGCCUGGAUCAGGCCUCAUAAGCGGCCUAAUGUAGUCAAAAGGGGCUCCAGUAUAGCUCAUUAUUUCUUACCAGCCAAAAAUAGAUGAGAGUACUAAUGACACCAUACUGUACUUAGGUUCGUUAUCUAUCAAGCUAGAAAAACAUAGUGUUUAUUGAUUUUAUGGAUUUAUUAAAUAGCUUGGGAAACCUGAAAAUGUCAUGCAUUCAAGGCUAGCCCUAGAAGUGCUCUGUGUGUACAUAUACAAUUUUAUCAUUCUUACAAUGAGUAGUGUUACUUUUCACGUUCA
Molecule: messenger RNA, 2664 nt
Organism: Corylus avellana
Lineage: Eukaryota; Viridiplantae; Streptophyta; Magnoliopsida; Fagales; Betulaceae
Source: RefSeq, a predicted model, not a curated record